Phragmites australis (common reed) is the source of this 814-nucleotide messenger RNA. RefSeq lists its product as uncharacterized. Lineage: Eukaryota; Viridiplantae; Streptophyta; Magnoliopsida; Poales; Poaceae. The coding region runs from base 1 to 672 and encodes 223 amino acids. Gene Ontology annotation, cellular component: proteasome core complex, alpha-subunit complex; proteasome core complex. The transcript has 2 exons. The record is from RefSeq and is a predicted model, not a curated record.
AUGUACGGUCUGUCAGAAUAUUCCUCUACCUCCACAAGAUUCCUCUGCGAUUCCACUGCCACCCCUUCCUCUUCGCCUCCCCGCGCGGUCUGCCAACGAUUUCUCCACUCCCUCUGCAUCUCCCUCACACCACGCCACCUACACCUCCUCUCACCGCGUCGCCUCCACACCGUCAGCCCCUUCCCCUCGUUCCUCCCCACCUCCUCCGCCACCCAGCGCCGCCGCCUCCGCCUCCCCACAUCCCAGGGUCGGCUCUUCCAGGUGGAGUAUGCCAUGGAGGCCGUCAAGCAGGUCUACGCCUGUGUUGGCCUCCGAUCCCGCACCCACGCCGUCAUCGCCGCUCCCAACAAGGCCGCAUCCGAGCUCUCCUCCCACCAGCGCAAGGUCUUCCGCGUCGCCGACCACGCCGGGGUCGCGCUGGCGGGGCUCACCGCCGAUGGCCGCGUCCUCUCGCGGUUCCUCCGCAACGAGUGCAUUGACCACGCCUUCAUCUACGACGCGCCGCUCCCAGUCUCCAGGCUUGCGCUCCGACUCGCCGACAAGACGCAGGCAACAAAUCACAUCCAGCCACCAACCAGGGUGUGCGCUUUUCACCAGUGGAUCAAUGACUUCAUAUCCCCAAGGACCAGGAAUGGGUGGAUCAAAGGAAGAAGUGGGACAAGGAUGAGCUGAAUUGGAGGCGUGAGAAAGAAGCCUGCGCACAAGCAUGUAAGAAAGAAGCAUCAAGUGACGAGGAUUGACUCCAGUGCGAGUCCACUGUAGGCCGGCUAUUUACUUUUCCUAAGACGUGUGUACAUAUUAUGUUUACAUUUUG